AAACCAAAAGCCCAAAGGCAUCAGAAACCUGUCCCUGUAAAAGAGUCGAGACGAACCAAAACCAAUUUUUCUUCUGGGAAUCUUCAAGCUUUUUGACGUUACUCACGCGUUAAGCGCCGUUGUUCUUUUUUCCUCUGAUUACAAAAGCCAGAGGUAGCAGAAAGGGGAAGUAGAAGAAGCUAAGAGACAGAAAAAAUGGUGAAGGAUAGGAAAAUAGGAGUGGCCAUGGAUUUCUCAAAGAGCAGCAAGAACGCCCUGAAAUGGGCUGUAGAUAAUUUAGCCGAUAAAGGUGAUACCAUUUUCAUCAUCCACAUUAACCCCAACAAACUCGACGAGUCUCGUAGCCAGCUUUGGGACAAAUCUGGCGCUCCUCUGAUUCCUCUGGUUGAGUUCAGAGAGCCGGAGGUUAUGAAGAAGUACGAUGUCAAGCCUGAUAUCGAGGUUCUUGAUACCCUUGACACCGCUGCGAGACAGAAAGAGGUGAACAUUCUGACGAAACUGUACUGGGGAGAUGCGAGGGAAAAGCUUGUAGAUGCUGCUGAAGAUCUGAAGCUGGACUCUCUGGUAAUGGGAAGCAGGGGACUCAGUACCAUCCGAAGGAUUCUGCUUGGGAGUGUGAGCAACUAUGUGAUCGUGAAUGCUACUUGUCCUGUCACCAUAGUCAAGGAUCCAAGCUUUGGCAAGUAAUUUGGAUCUUGAUUUUGAGCGAUAUCUAUUGUUGUUAUCAUUUACGUUUGCCCCCUGCUUCCAUUUUAUGUUUUCCUGAAUACAUGUGAAUUUCCUUUUUGGAGGACAAUUGAACACUAAAUAGAUGGAUGGAUCAUGGAUAUGUACUCCUCUGCUCAUCAAUUAUGAAGAAUAUUUUAUACUUA
Messenger RNA from Corylus avellana, 872 nucleotides. Its product is annotated as Adenine nucleotide alpha hydrolases-like superfamily protein. The record is from RefSeq and is a predicted model, not a curated record. NCBI's taxonomy places the organism in Eukaryota, Viridiplantae, Streptophyta, Magnoliopsida, Fagales, Betulaceae.